AUGGAGCUUGGCCUCGCUCUCCGGUUCGUCGCGCCGCCGCCGUUGCUGCCGCCGUGUCUCUCCCAUAGAGCUCUUGCUCUUCCACCGGAUUUUAUUUCCCCGUGUGUGCUGCAAGGAAGACGCGUCCGCGCCUCGAGACUGAAGCGUGGAGCUGGGGCUGUGGGCAAUGCGAUUAUGACCUAUUCAGGAGUGGAAGAGGAUGAGAUGGUGGAAGAAGAAGUGGAGGAGGAGGAGGAAGCUGAACCGGCGGUGAGCACGAGACCGCGCCUGGAGCUCAUCGAGAAGCCGGACCGGAGCCUGGCGCUGCUGGAUGAGUACGAGUCGGAGGAACUUGGCUCCUCUCUUUGCGCCAAUCACCGCAGCGGCUAUGUUGCUGUAUUGGGGAAGCCAAAUGUUGGCAAGAGCACCCUUAUAAACCAAAUGGUUGGUCAGAAACUUUCAAUUGUAACAGAUAAACCACAAACGACAAGACAUCGCAUUCUUGGUAUAUGUUCUGAACCAGAAUACCAGAUUAUACUUUAUGACACUCCUGGUGUUAUUAAAAAGGAGAUGCAUAAGCUGGACAGUAUGAUGAUGAAGAAUGUCAGGAGCGCUAUCGGCAGUGCGGACUGUGUGCUUGUUGUUGCUGAUGCUUGCAAAGCGCCUGAAAAGAUUGAUGAAAUGCUUGAAGAAGGUGUGGGAAACAAAGAUAUUGGACUUCCUGUACUGCUGGUAUUGAACAAGAAAGAUCUCAUAAAACCCGGAGAAAUCACAAAGAAACUUGAGUGGUACCAAAAAUUUACUAAUGUUGAUGAUGUUAUACCAAUAAGUGCUAAAUUUGGUAAUGGGCUGGAUGAUAUCAAGGAGUGGAUAUUGUCAAAGCUCCCUCUGGGUCCUGCUUACUACCCCAAGGAUAUAGCUAGUGAACACCCCGAGAGAUUUUUUGUUGGUGAAAUAGUGAGGGAAAAGAUUUUUGUUCAAUACAGGCAGGAAAUUCCUUAUUCAUGCCAGGUUAAUGUUGUCAGUUACAAAAGUAGGCCUAGUGCCAAGGACUUCAUUCAAGUUGACAUACUUGUUGAGAAAGAAUCACAAAGAAGCAUUAUACUAGGGAAGGAUGGCAAAGCCAUAAAGAUGUUGGCAACCGCGUCAAGGCUUGACAUCGAGGAUUUCCUACAAAAGAAAGUCUACCUUGAGAUAGAGGUCAAAGUGAAGGAAAACUGGCGGCAAGACGAGCGGCUUCUGAAGCGGUAUGGCUACGGCGGCGAGAUCCAAGCACUGUGA
This is a messenger RNA of Miscanthus lutarioriparius, 1260 nucleotides long. Lineage: Eukaryota; Viridiplantae; Streptophyta; Magnoliopsida; Poales; Poaceae. The record is from the annotation of a GenBank genome assembly.